UGAAACAUUUACCAAUAAUUAAAUAUAGCUUUCUCAUUUAACGACUAUUGUAUUGUUUUAAUAUCUCCUAAUCUUUAUCCGUAAGAAUAGUUCACUAUGGAUAUUACUUGGCUGUUUGCAAAGGAUUUCCUAUUAUCUGAGGCUCUUUUGAUUGAUAUUGAAAGCAAUAGCCCACUUGAAAUCAGGGUACACUUGACACCGAUCUGUGGAAAACUAUGGGCUUCUAUGAGUUGUACCAAGAUUAUUCUAACAUACAAAUGGUUACAAGAUGCAAUAGUGACCCUGGAAGCUUGUCUCGAUCGCACUUGGGAAUCGCUCAACUCUGGUUACUGGAAGGAAGUAUCGAUCCAUUACAAAUAUUGUUACACGUUUUGUACUAUUGUCAAGUCGGUGUUAUUGUUAAUGCAACACAAGUGCAAGGAUACGCCGAUAAAGUCACAAAUCACGCAACUGAAAGUAUUGGAAGACAUCAUACUGCAAAUUGAUAAAGGUAUACUACUAGGAGCUCCGACUGUAUCUGAUCCAGAGUUACUCACCACCGUUGCUUGCAAACUGAACUCGCUGAUAAAUGAGCUAAAAGACAAGAAGUGUUUGAAGGUUGAAAAUCUGAUGACAUUCGGCUGCAGUUCUCUUCCAAGGAGUGAGCUUCCAGGGCUUGCUCCUGUUGUUCAUUACCAUCAGCCGUCUAUGGAGGCUUUUUAUAGGGAUAUUUUUCAACCGAAGAUACCCGCUGUUUUGGAAGGGUGCAUGGAACACUGGAAAGCCAUGGAACUUUGGAGAGAUCCUAAAUAUUUACUAAAAGUUGCCGGAGUAAGAACUGUACCAAUUGAAAUCGGUUCUCAUUACACUGCAGAAGAUUGGACUCAGUGUUUGCUCACUUUCUCAGAAUUCAUUGAAUCAUAUGUAACACCUGAUACAUCGCAAAAACUGGGAUACCUAGCACAGCACGAAUUAUUCAAUCAAAUACCAGAGUUGAUGGACGACAUCGCUGUACCGGACUACUGUAACUUCACUGAUAGUGGGGGCGAUGCUACACCACCGGAUAUUAACGCAUGGCUAGGGCCAAAAGGCACAAUCUCGCCAUUGCACUUUGACCCGAAAAAUAAUCUCCUUUGUCAGGUAUUUGGGCAUAAAGAAGUCAUACUGUUCCACCCUAGGGAAACUCCCAAUUUAUAUCCCUAUGAAACUAAACUCCUGACCAAUACAGCUUGUGUGGACCCUACAAGACCGGACUUUAAAAAGUGGCCCAAAUUCGAGAAGGCUAACGGCAUAACGUGCGCUUUGGGACCCGGUGAGAUGUUGUUUAUUCCACCAGGGUGGUGGCAUUACGUCACUGCAUUGUCCCAAAGUUUCUCCGUAAGUUUCUGGUGGGAUUGACAUAUAACGAUUGUAUAGAUGCGUUGUUCAGUUUUAAAUUUUCAAUAACUGGAUCCUAGCCAUGUAUAUAAAAUUUCUUCCAAUCAGGGGACAAAAGACGAAUUGUUGAAUGCAUUGUUUUAAUUAUAAUAAAGAUCCUACAAAUCUCUCCCAAUGUAAACCAAGGAAUAUCAUUCGAUAUAUUCGUUUGUAACAGUGGUAUUUAUUACUACGGACAAUUGAGUUCAGUGUCCCAAGUGAUCGUCACAGCAGUCUGCUGACUAAGAAUAUUCUCAGUGAUUGAAUACAGUAUUUUUA
Messenger RNA from Diprion similis, 1674 nucleotides. RefSeq names its product lysine-specific demethylase 8 (gene JMJD5). The record is from RefSeq and is a predicted model, not a curated record. The coding region runs from base 97 to 1377 and encodes 426 amino acids. Gene Ontology annotation, cellular component: nucleus. NCBI's taxonomy places the organism in Eukaryota, Metazoa, Arthropoda, Insecta, Hymenoptera, Diprionidae. The transcript has 7 exons. Gene Ontology annotation, molecular function: histone H3K36 demethylase activity.